Zeugodacus cucurbitae (melon fly) is the source of this 1570-nucleotide messenger RNA. RefSeq lists its product as uncharacterized. The record is from RefSeq and is a predicted model, not a curated record. NCBI's taxonomy places the organism in Eukaryota, Metazoa, Arthropoda, Insecta, Diptera, Tephritidae. The transcript has 5 exons. The coding region runs from base 123 to 1034 and encodes 303 amino acids.
CUUACAACACAUCGAGAACAUCACUAACAUCGAACGUCAACAAAGUGUAAAAGUGUUUGAUUUUACAAUUCCCUUUGUAAAUAUAAAUAUAAAUAAUAUAAAAUUAGGAAAUUUGUAGUGCAAUGCCGUUGGUGAAAAUAAUUGGUGCGCAUCCUACCACAUCGGCGGCAGCCGCUGCCGCAAUUGAAGCCGCCACCCACAAUAGACGGUUCACGGACGAUAUACCGGCUGAGGCGCCAAAGAAAAUCCAAUUACCAGAUGUCAAAAUUGAUGAUGACGAUGAUGAUUUACAUAUUUUGAAUACAGUUCCACUGUGGAAGGACGAAACGCCGGAGGGUGUGCUCGCCAUGCGUAAAAUACACACCGACUAUAUAGUGGCGGUGCAUUUGCAUGCGCUUGGCUUCUUGGUGUUGGGUAUCACUCAGUGGAUAUUGUUAUCCAAAAUCGAAGCAGUGGUCCAUUUUGUGAGAGGACACUACCACCUCGCAUUGCUGCCGUUCGCCUUGGGUUUUAUAAUGCUGAUUAUCUUGAUAUUCUUUUAUGAAUUCAUAACGAUGGACAGACAUAUAACGCUAUUUUACACAUAUGUUGUCAUAAUGCUUCAGCUUUGCUGCGUCCCAAUGGCACUGCCCAUCUGCGCAGCCCAUUGGAGUCAGUCGCUGAUUUCGGGUUUCAUCUUAGUAAUUGUCAUUGUUAUAGGCAUCAUAAUCUCUCAUUCAAAAAGAGACUAUUACAUAUAUAAACCAGACUUUAUACUGGCAUGGACCUGUCGUUUCUUUUUAAUCUCCUCAAUGGGUAUUAUAGUUGGAAUAUCAUUGCCCACCCCUUACUUCGAUGUGAUCAUGACGUUAACAAUGGCAUUUUUCGUCUCACUUUUCACAUUUAUGUGCGCGAAGGCUAUAAGCAGUGCCGAAUUUGUUUGGUUGGACGAUUAUGGUCCGCAUAUGUAUGGCUCGAUGAUAUUUAUAAGCUACAUGACGCUCUUCGCGAUGGGUAUACUGCUCUUGGAGGAACUCAAAGAAGCAGCCAAAUGAAAAUAUGAAAAUACCAAGUACCAAGCACAUAAAAAACGGAAAGGAAAUAGUGUAUAAAGUUCACAGCCUCAGCUUCAAGUUAAUGCUUACAUUUACGUUCCUAAACUUCCUUCUAAUUGUAUACAAGAAGAUUAUGUUAAAAUUGCACAAAAGUCAAACAAUAGCCGUUCUAAUCAAUAAAUAUGUUCCCUUUAUGUAUGUAUGUAUAUAUAUUUUUGAUAUAUUGUAUUUUAUCAAGUUUAUAAUUUAUAACCGGUUAUUGGAGUAAUAAACACCUUUAAUGUUUUCCAAAAAUGUUGCUUAAUUUUAUUUAUUUAUUUUUUUUUUUUGUAAUGUGUAUAGUUUACAUUUUGUAAAUAGUUGUUGUUGGUUGAUUUUAUUUUUCUCUCUCUCGCUGUAUGUAGAGUGUAAAUACUUCGAAAACGCAGAAAUCAAUAUGUAAAGUAAUUUAUGUAAAUAUACGUGUAUAUAUGUGUAUGUGUGUUUACUCUGUAUAUAUUAAAUAUAUAACAGCAAUAUGUAUAUAUAUAUAGUUU